Naegleria gruberi is the source of this 876-nucleotide messenger RNA. RefSeq lists its product as uncharacterized. Bases 1 to 876 code for a protein of 291 amino acids. The transcript is spliced from 4 exons. The record is from RefSeq and is a predicted model, not a curated record. NCBI's taxonomy places the organism in Eukaryota, Heterolobosea, Eutetramitea, Acrasida, Naegleriidae. Gene Ontology annotation, molecular function: phosphatidylinositol transfer activity.
AUGGCUAGCUUGAAGGAACUUGAGGAUAAACUCUUUGGUGAAAUUCCAAAUAUUACCGUAUCAUCAAUUUUGGAUACAUUAAAUGAUGAAAAGAAGAAGAAAAUUAACGAUUUUAGAGAGAGAAUUAAUACCAAAUGGAAUGAAAAUGAACUUUUGCACGAUCACGAUAAGAAGGAAAAUACAUUCGGUGCUGAAUAUUUCCUCUCUGACUUGACACUUUAUAGAUUCUUAUCGGGAUAUAAUUGGAAUGUUGAUGAAGCAGAACCUGUUUUAAAGGGAGCUUGUGAAUGGAGAAAGAAGUAUCAACCUUGGAAUAUUGAUAUUAGUGAUGUGAAGCAAUUUGCAUCACAAGGAAGUCUUUUCCAUAGUGGUUUUGAUAAGGUUGGACACCCAGUUAUCUAUGUCAGACUCGGAAAUGAUAAGAUGGACAAUGAAAAGGAAGAAAGCAAACAAAUGAAAUUCAGAUUCUUUGUUUGGUUGUAUGAACUUUGCAGUAGAAGAAUGCCACAAAAUGUUUAUCAAACUACUUGGAUUGUUGAUCUUACUGAUUCAUCAUUGAGUGCUAAUAUGAUCAAAUCAACCAAGGAUAUGUUUAUUGAACUUGGUACUUAUUAUGUUGAAAGAUUGGCUGCUAUUGUUGUUAUUAACACUCCAUGGUCUCUCAAGUUUUUGUGGGGUAUUGUUAAAAUGUUCUUAACUCAACAAACAAUUGACAAGUACAAUAUUCAAGGUACAUUGAAAGAAAAGGAUCUUAAUGCUUUGUUAACUCCAAAGAUUGAUAAUUCUGUUCUCAUUUCUGACUAUUCAGGAGCUUACAAAUAUACUUUUGAUUUUGAAGCACUUUCUCAAUAUGAUAAAUUGAGAUUAAACAAAUAA